Messenger RNA from Arabidopsis lyrata subsp. lyrata, 987 nucleotides. RefSeq names its product UPF0481 protein At3g47200. The transcript is spliced from 2 exons. The coding region runs from base 17 to 880 and encodes 287 amino acids. The record is from RefSeq and is a predicted model, not a curated record. Lineage: Eukaryota; Viridiplantae; Streptophyta; Magnoliopsida; Brassicales; Brassicaceae.
UUCGAUUCAACGUGACAUGAUAAUGCUGGAAAACCAACUUCCUCUGUUCAUUCUCGACCGGUUAUUAGGGCUACAGCCCGGUACACCGAACCAAACCGGUAUAGUGGCAGAUGUUGCUGUUCAGUUCUUCAAAACACUAAUGCCAACAAGCGAGGCGCUGACCAAAUCAAAAAGCCCGUUGGACUCGCAGGAAAAAUCCGAUGAACUGGCUGACAAUGGCGGGUUGCACUGCUUGGAUGUGUUCCAUCGAAGUCUCAUCCAAUCUAGUGAGACAACGAAUCGGGGGACUCCAUAUGAGGAUAUGAGGAUGGUGGACAAGCAACAACAACUGAUACAUUGCGUGACAGAACUAAGAGACGCUGGUGUUAAGUUCAUGAGAAAACAAACCGGCCAGCUUUGGGAUAUUGAAUUCAAAAACGGUUAUCUAAAGAUACCCAAACUACUAAUCCAUGACGGUACCAAGUCUCUUUUCUCAAAUCUUAUAGCUUUCGAGCAGUGCCAUACACAGUCAAGCAACAACAUAACAUCCUACAUAAUCUUCAUGGAUAAUCUAAUAAACUCUUCUCAAGAUGUUAGCUACUUGCACCAUGACGGUAUCAUUGAGCAUUGGCUAGGGAGUGAUUCUGAAGUUGCAGAUUUGUUCAACCGGUUAUGUAAAGAAGGGAUCUUUGACCCAAAAGAUGGUUAUCUAUCUCAAUUGUCUGGCGAAGUUAACCGUUAUUAUAGUCGUAAGUGGAACUCUUUGAAGGCUACCUUAAGACAAAAGUACUUCAAUAACCCUUGGGCAUAUUUCUCUUUUUCAGCUGCACUUGUUCUGCUAAUUCUUACAUUCUUUCAAAGCUUGUUUGCUGUCUAUGCUUAUUAUAAGCCACUUUCUUAACUUUCAUUGUUAUUUUUAUUUUUCAUUUAAAUUACAAAGAUUUGUAUUUUCUUGCUUUCUUAACAUUUUAUAUUUUCGUCUAUUCAAAAUAAAACAUUGAGGUUGUA